This is a messenger RNA of Phytophthora nicotianae INRA-310, 867 nucleotides long. RefSeq lists its product as hypothetical. NCBI's taxonomy places the organism in Eukaryota, Oomycota, Peronosporomycetes, Peronosporales, Peronosporaceae. Bases 67 to 801 code for a protein of 244 amino acids. The transcript has a single exon. Gene Ontology annotation, molecular function: RNA binding; pseudouridine synthase activity. The record is from RefSeq and is a predicted model, not a curated record. Gene Ontology annotation, biological process: pseudouridine synthesis.
GUCUCCAGUAGUUCGCCUAUCUCUUCUCAAGACGAUGACAAAGGUCUAGUUCGACUGGCAAAGCUGAUGGCGCAGAAGGGCCUGUGUUCAAGACGUGAAGCGGAAGCGUACAUCCAAGCUGGAGAUGUAUUGGUCAAUGGUGAACGUGUUCAGGCCGAUUGGCUAAAGGUGCCUGCGGAAAGCGAUGUCCGUCUGGACUUCCGAGCUCAAAGACACCAAAACAAGAAGGUAACGCUGGUGUUGAACAAGCCCUUGGGCUAUGUGUCGUCUCAACCGGAGGACAACAAGACUCCAGCCGUCCGAUUGCUUACCUUUGAAAACGAAUGCCAAGAGCUGAGUCGCGUAAAGCCUCGACAGAAUGUGGAGCCUGUGGCGCUGUGGAAGAUGGCAGUCUGUGGCCGUCUGGACGUUAAUUCGACGGGACUGCUGCUAUUUACUCAGGACGGGACGGUAGCGAAGAAGUUGUUGGACCCCAAGGGCGGGAUCGAGAAGGAAUACCUCGUGCGUGUGGAUCUCAACUUGGAUCCGUUGACAGACAAGAUCCGCAGGAAAAUUGAGGUACUGCGAGCGGGCGUCACGUCGGAUGAGGGUAUUACUUAUCGCGCCAAGUCGGUGGAGAUCCUAAACGCCAAUCAACUGCGAGUGAUUCUUACGGAAGGUAAGAACCGACACAUUCGCCGUAUGUGUGAACAUGUCGGACUGCGUGUGAUGGCACUCAAGCGUGUACGCAUUGGUGGCGUGAAGCUUGGCUCACUGCCUGUUGGGCAGUGGAGAUACUUGCAACCGAAUGAUAAGCUUUAGAGUGGAAGACAUACACUUUGUAAUGGACUUAGAUGUUGAUGAAUACUCAAAUGGCUUGGUUAUUCG